AUGAUGGAAGCACGCAGUUUUCGGAUAUUUUGUGGAGUUGUAACUAUUCUCGGGACUUUAAUGGUUCAGGUUCAGUGUAAUCAGGAGUCACAUCUGAUCAAACACUUGUUCAAAAACUACAACAAGAAUAUCCGCCCUGUGGUCAAUCCUGAAGAUAAGGUGGAGGUUAUGAUCAAGCUGACCCUCACUAACCUGAUCUCUCUGAAUGAAAAGGAGGAGACUCUCACGACCAAUGUGUGGGUUGAGAUUCAAUGGAGUGAUUUUCGUCUCUCCUGGAACACAUCUGAACAUUAUGGCAUUGAUAUGCUUCGUAUCCCAUACAACUAUGUUUGGCUUCCUGACAUCGUUCUUGAGAACAACAUUGAUGGCAAAUUUGAUGUUGCCUACUAUGCCAAUGUUUUGAUCGAUAAUAACGGUUGGAUGUAUUGGCUGCCUCCUGCCAUCUACCGCAGCACUUGUUCCAUUGAGAUUACCUACUUUCCGUUUGAUUUCCAGAACUGCACACUAGCAUUCAGAUCCCAGACGUACAGUGCCAAUGAAUUGAACCUGAUCUUAGCUGUUGGUGACACAGGCGAAAAAAUUGAGUGGGUGGAAAUCGACCCUGAGGCUUUCACAGAAAAUGGCGAGUGGGCCAUCGUCCCGCCAGCCCGGAAGAAAAUCAACUUGCGGUAUUCCCCAGAUGACCUGGAGUAUCAGGAGAUCUUGUUCAAUAUAAUCAUUCAAAGGAAGCCCCUUUUCUAUGUCAUCAAUAUCAUCCUGCCAUGCUCCCUCAUCUCCUCACUGGUCGUGUUGGCCUACUUCCUACCGGCACAGGCUGGGGGACAAAAGUUGACUGUGUCCAUCUCUGUCUUGCUGGCUCAGACUGUCUUCCUAUUUCUUAUUGCUCAGAAGAUCCCAGAGACAUCCAAGUCUACUCCUCUCAUUGGCAAGUAUCUUAUCUUUGUCAUGUCUGUCACUACUCUCAUUGCCACAAAUCAAAUUGUGGUGCUGAACUUUUCACUGCGAAGCCCAAGCACUCAUACAAUGUCCUACACCAUCAAGCAUGUUUUCCUGGAGAUGGUACCUCGCUUUCUUGGCAUGUCCCCUCUGGUGGAUGACAGUGAAGUAACAACAGAGAUGAAUGGGGUGAGGGAGCGGCGGCGUAGCUCCUUUGGCCUCAUGCAGAGAGCAGAGGAAUAUGUUCUGAAACAACCUCGCAGUGAAAUGAUGUUUGACAAACAAAAAGAGAGACAUAGUCUCAAGGGAUCAAAUGUGGAUAACAUAGAUGUCAGCAGCACUGCCAACCUCUAUAAGAGUUUGGCGCAAAAUGCACCUGAGAUCAAGCAGUGUGUGGAUGCCUGCAACUUUAUUGCUGACAGCACAAGACAACAAAAUGACAUUGGAUCUGAAAUUGAAAGCUGGGUACUGAUUGGGAAGAUGAUCGACAAGGUGUGUUUCUGGGCUGCCAUGCUCCUCUUCAUCUUUGGCACGGUGUGGAUCUUCUUAACAGGACACUUCAACGUGGCGCCUGAUUUUCCAUUUCCUGGAGACAACAGAAAAUACGUCCCAAGUUAAAAAA
Labrus bergylta (ballan wrasse) is the source of this 1558-nucleotide messenger RNA. RefSeq names its product cholinergic receptor, nicotinic, epsilon (gene chrne). Lineage: Eukaryota; Metazoa; Chordata; Actinopteri; Labriformes; Labridae. The record is from RefSeq and is a predicted model, not a curated record. Gene Ontology annotation, biological process: chemical synaptic transmission; regulation of membrane potential; nervous system process. Gene Ontology annotation, molecular function: transmembrane signaling receptor activity; acetylcholine-gated monoatomic cation-selective channel activity. Gene Ontology annotation, cellular component: postsynaptic membrane; plasma membrane; neuron projection.